AUGGCCAAGAAAUGGCAGAAGAUGGCAGGUAAAGGAAGGAAAAGAAUCUCAUCGGCUGCUGUUCACAGGAGCAGCACGGGAAGAAAGGCAUCGACAAUCACAGAAAAAGGCCAUUUUGUGGCCUAUGCAUCAGAUGGCAAAAGGUACAUGGUUCCUUUGGCUUGUCUCCAUCGGCCAAUAUUCAGAGAGUUACUGAAUAUGGCAGAAGAAGAGUAUGGGCUGAACAUUGAUGGUGCAAUUACGCUUCCCUUUGAUUCGGCAGUCAUCGACUACAUCAUGUUGCUUCUGCAGAGAGACAUGUCCAGACAGACAGAGAGUGCACUGCUGGCAUCUUUAAGCGGCAGCAGAUGCUCAUCAUCUUCAGUAUUGCCCCAAGGCCAACUUUGUCAAUUUUUAAUCCUCGAAGGAUUUUAA
Molecule: messenger RNA, 414 nt
Organism: Nymphaea colorata (pocket water lily)
Lineage: Eukaryota; Viridiplantae; Streptophyta; Magnoliopsida; Nymphaeales; Nymphaeaceae
Product: auxin-responsive protein SAUR63-like
Exons: 1
Coding region: 1-414 (137 amino acids)
Biological process (GO): response to auxin
Source: RefSeq, a predicted model, not a curated record